CGACAAUACUUAAAGGACUAUGGAAACUGGAGAUCAGCUCAUAGCUGAUUUGUUUACUACACGGGAAAAGGAGCUUACGGCUGAAGAAACGAAAAAGCUAGAGGAGCAAAACAAACGUCUUGUGCCUGAAUUCAAAGCCAAUAAACUUGAAGUGGACGCCCAACGACACUGGGACAUAUUCUACAAACGAAAUGAAACCCGCUUUUUCAAGGAUCGUCACUGGACGACACGCGAGUUCCAGGAGCUACUUGACCAGAGUGACCUCCGAGAAGCACACCAGAGGCGCACACUUUUAGAGGUUGGAUGCGGGGUGGGUAAUCUGGUGUUUCCACUGCUAGAAGAACAGUCCAGGGCGGAGGGCAAUGAAGAUUCUGUGCCCUGUGGAAGAUUCUACUUUUAUGCCUGCGACUUCUCGCCUCGAGCUGUUGAUUUUGUUCGAGCCAAUCCUCUGUACGAUCCCAGCAACAUUACGGCCUUUCAGUGCGACAUUACCACGCAACAGGUGCAUGAACAGAUCCCUGCUGGCAGCCUGGAUGUGUGCACCAUGAUCUUUGUGCUGUCUGCAAUUCAUCCGCACAAGUUUAAAGAUGUGGUUCAGAACCUGUGGCGACUUCUGAAACCAGGUGGAUUAGUUCUGUUCAGGGACUACGGGCUGUACGACAUGGCCCAGCUGCGCUUCAAGCCAGGAAACAAAAUCGCAGAGAAUCUUUACGUGCGUCAGGAUGGCACACGGAGCUACUACUUUGCCGAGCAAGAGGUGGCUCAGCUGUUCACGGAGAGCGGCUUUGAUGUUCUAACCAAUGCGUACGUGCAUCGCCGAACUCUAAAUGUCAAGGAGGGCGUCGACGUGCCGCGCAUCUUUCUACAGGGAAAGUUCAGGAAAAAACAUCUGUGACCCCCACUGUUACGUAUAUAGUUUUCGAUUUUAUUUUAAAUCAAUAACAUGGUUCAAGUCAACGUUCAAUAAAUAUUUGUAUGCAUGUACAUAUGUAUAUUGUA
Messenger RNA from Drosophila persimilis, 999 nucleotides. RefSeq names its product methyltransferase-like protein 6. Lineage: Eukaryota; Metazoa; Arthropoda; Insecta; Diptera; Drosophilidae. The transcript has a single exon. The record is from RefSeq and is a predicted model, not a curated record. The coding region runs from base 20 to 895 and encodes 291 amino acids.